AUGGCUCGCUGGCGGGGCAGCGGCUCUCUCUGGCUCCUGGCGCUGGCGGCGGCGUGCCUGCUGCAGCGCGCCCAGGUGAGGAAGCCGCCGGUGCGGUGUCCCGCCAUCUGCAGCUGCACCAAAGAGUCCACCAUUUGCGUCGGAGCGGCGGCGGUGCCGCGGAGCCCCGGAGACAUCAGCUCCUUGAGCCUGGUAAAUGGAACAUUUUCUGAAAUAAAAGAGAGAAUGUUUUCACAUUUGCCUUCCCUGCAGUUGCUACUGCUGAAUUCUAACUCGUUUACUAUCAUACGGGAUGAUGCCUUUGGUGGUCUGUUCCAUCUCGAGUACUUAUUUAUUGAAGGAAACAGGGUAGAAACCAUUUCAAGAAAUGCAUUUCGUGGCCUUCGAGAUUUGACACACCUUUCUUUGGCCAAUAACCAGAUUAAAGCUUUGCCAAGGGAUGUCUUCGGUGAUUUAGAUUCUCUGAUUGAACUAGAUUUAAGGGGAAAUAAGUUUGAAUGUGACUGCAAAGCCAAGUGGUUGUUUUUGUGGUUAAAGAUGACAAAUUCCACCGUUUCUGAUGUCCUGUGUGUUGGUCCAGCAGAAUUUCAGGACAAGAAGUUAAACGAUGUCUCAAGUUUUGAUGAUGAGUGCACCACUACAGAUUUUGUGGUUCAUCAGAUUUUACCCUACCAGUCGGUUUCAGUGGACACAUACCACUCAAACAAUGACGUGUAUGUCGCCAUUGCCCAGCCCAGCAUGGAAAAUUGCAUGGUGCUAGAAUGGGAUCACAUUGAGAAGAACUUCAGGAGUUAUGACAACAUUACUGGUCAGUCCAUAGUGGGAUGCAAAGCUAUCUUGAUUGAUGAUCAGGUUUUUGUGGUGGUGGCUCAGCUUUUCGGUGGCUCACACAUUUAUAAGUAUGAGGAAGGCUGGACAAAGUUUGUCAAAUUCCAGGACAUAGAAGUUUCCCGCAUUUCAAAGCCGAAUGACAUAGAACUCUUUCAGAUAGAGAGCGAGACCUUCUUUGUCAUCGCAGAUAGCUCAAAAGCUGGCCUGACGACAAUUUAUAAAUGGAACAACAAGGGAUUUUACUCUUACCAAUCCUUGCAUGAAUGGUUCCGGGACACAGAUGCUGAGUUCGUUGAUAUAGAUGGAAAAUCUCAUCUAAUCCUGUCAAGCCGCUCACAGAUUCCCAUUAUCCUUCAAUGGAACAAAAAUUCCAGAAAGUUUCUCCCACACAGUGAGAUACCCAACAUGGAAGAUGUGUUGGCUGUGAAAAGCUUUCGGAUACAGGACAACCUCUACCUCUCACUUACAAGAUUUAUAGGCGACUCCAGAGUAAUGAAGUGGAAUAGCAAACAGUUUGUGGAAAUCCAAGCUCUGCCAUCACGGGGAGCUAUGACCCUUCAACCGUUCUCCUUUAAGAAUAAUCACUAUCUAGCCCUGGGAAGUGACUACACCUUCUCCCAAAUAUUCCAGUGGGAUAAUGAGAAGCAGCUCUUUAAAAUAUUCAAGGAAAUCUAUGUGCAGGCACCUCGUUCAUUCACAGCUGUGUCAACCGAUAGAAGAGAUUUUUUCUUUGCUUCCAGUUUUAAAGGCCACACGCAAAUAUUUGAACACAUCAUUGUUGACUUGAGUUUAUGA
Molecule: messenger RNA, 1626 nt
Organism: Zootoca vivipara (common lizard)
Lineage: Eukaryota; Metazoa; Chordata; Lepidosauria; Squamata; Lacertidae
Gene: LGI2
Product: leucine rich repeat LGI family member 2
Biological process (GO): inhibitory synapse assembly
Molecular function (GO): protein binding
Source: RefSeq, a predicted model, not a curated record